GUCAUUUUAAUUCUGAAGAAACAGAAGGGAAAGAGGAAUUGACACAGCUUGUACUACCAUUAGGAGGACUGUCUUCUUGGCAAGGCUUCAGGAUGGAUGCAUGUCCCACCAACACAUCAGAUUUAAAUGAGACUGAGGAGGCUGAGCUGCAGACCAUCAAGAAGCACAAGAAAGAGCUGCUGGAUGACAUUCAGAGGCUAAAAGAUGAGAUAGCAGAAGUAUUUGAAGAGAUAGAUCGUUUCCAGCAAGGACAAACAAGCAUGAUGAUCCAGAGGGACAAAGACCUAUCCAUUGGACGGAAGAAAUUUAACAUGGACCCUACUAAGGGUAUCCAAUAUCUGACUGAGCACAAAGUGCUGUUAUCAAAUGUGCAAGAAAUUGCCAAAUUCCUGUACAAGGGAGAAGGCCUCAACAAGACAGCUAUUGGAGAUUACCUGGGAGAAAGGGAUCCAGUGAACCUCCAGAUUCUGCAGGCAUUUGUAGAAUGCCACCACUUUACCAACCUUAACCUUGUACAAGCAUUGAGGCAGUUCCUGUGGAGCUUCCGGUUGCCUGGGGAGGCACAGAAGAUUGACCGCAUGAUGGAAGCUUUUGCCAACCGGUAUUGUCAGUGCAACCCAGGAGUCUUCCAGUCAACAGACACCUGUUAUAUCCUCUCUUUCUCUGUCAUAAUGUUGAACACCAGCCUGCACAACCCAAAUGUCAAAGACAAGCCUCCCUUUGAGAGGUUUGUGUCCAUGAACAGAGGCAUCAAUGAUGGAGGGGACCUUCAUGAAGCACUUCUGAGGAGUUUGUUUGAUAGCAUCAAGAGCGAACCGUUCUCCAUUCCAGAGGACGACGGAAAUGAUCUCACCCAUACUUUCUUCAACCCCAGUCGGGAAGGCUGGCUCCUUAAACUAGGAGGCAGAGUGAAAACUUGGAAGCGCCGUUGGUUCAUUUUGACAGAUAACUGCCUGUACUAUUUUGGAUAUACCACGGACAAAGAGCCGCUGGGGAUUAUUCCAUUGGAAAAUCUAUCUAUUCGGAAAGUAGAUGACCCGAAGAAGCGAAAUUGUUUUGAGCUCUUUAAUGCAAACUGCAAGGGGCAGAAGAUCAAAGCCUGCAAGACUGAUGGAGAUGGGAAGGUGGUUGAAGGCAAACACCAAUCUUACAAGAUCUCUGCAGCCUCGCCAGAGGAGCGUGACCUAUGGAUUGACGCAAUACGAACCAGCAUCACACAAGACCCCUUUUAUGACCUGGUCGCCGCUCGUAAGAAAAAGAUUGCCAACAAAAAAUGAGCCUCUUGGCUUACCAUCUUGCUUUGCUAAUGUUUUAAAUCUCAAGAAAGUGGCUUCCUUGGAAUCCUGCCUGUAAAGGAAUGCAAAAACACCGAAAGCUUCCUGUUCAAGACAGGAAAAUGACUGACAGGGUGAUGAAGGGCCUCCUCUUCCCACUCUCAGAGUCAAAAUCUGAUGAGACUGAUUGUAGCUCAUGUGGACUCAUUUGCAUGAACAGAGAACGGGUGUCAACACUUGCAUCAUUUGGAGCAGGUUUUGGCUGCCUGUAUCUGUUGAGCAAUGAUCUGGGUCAGAAGGAAUUUUGGGAUGGACCUACCUUUUCUUUAAAUGGCUAGCACAGCUGAUAUCAGGCAAGACUUGUGUACAUGAUCUCCUGCCUGACUUGUCAUUCCACGACCUCUUGAAUAAUGAUGUGGUUUGGGUUUUGAGUAUAUAAUGAAAACACUCAUUUGGAAUAAUAACAUGAAGGAUAAAGGCCAUCUGGUGGGUUAAAGGGAAACAAUGCAAUGUGGUAGUGGCAGCACUUCUAUAUGAUAGGCUAUGAAUGUGCAAACUGCUGCCAAGUCUACUGUAAUGCUAAACUUUGGCUUUUCAGGAAGAAACCAUCUAGGAAGAAUCUGGUUCUAAAAAGUCAUGCAGGAAGUGGGCAGUUCCUGUGUUCUAGCUCCCUGCCCCACCAUAGGCAUGGGUUGUAUGCAUCUGUCAUAUUUUGUGAGAGUUGCUAGUCCAGUGGAUUGAGAGCUGGGCUUUGGGUUAGGAGGCAUGCAUUCAUGUUCCACUUCCACAAUAACUGUGGUUUCAGGCAAAUUGUUCCCUCUUGCCCUUGGAUUCUCAUCUGUCAAAUGGGUCUAAGAGUACCUGUUGCACUGGAUUUAUGGUGAAAGCUAGGUUAUUGCAAUAGGUACUGUGAAGUAAAUUAUAAGCUGGAAUAAAAAAGUAAAAGCUGUCCCAGAGUGGUGAAAUUUAAUAAGAAAGCAAAAUGUUCUUAUACAAAUUAGAAAGCAAGCAAAUGUAAAAAUUAUUAUGCCAAAUGUACCAACACAUGAACACAUGCAUACAUACACAGGAUGAGGGUAGGAUUUCCCCACACACCCACAGAGGGUUAAACAGAUGGAGAAAAGCAAUUUUUCUUUAUAAAUAAAAAUGUGAAAAGACAUAUUGCAGCCUUUUA
This is a messenger RNA of Rhineura floridana, 2448 nucleotides long. RefSeq names its product cytohesin 4 (gene CYTH4). Lineage: Eukaryota; Metazoa; Chordata; Lepidosauria; Squamata; Rhineuridae. Gene Ontology annotation, molecular function: guanyl-nucleotide exchange factor activity. Bases 93 to 1277 code for a protein of 394 amino acids. Gene Ontology annotation, biological process: regulation of ARF protein signal transduction. The transcript has 13 exons. The record is from RefSeq and is a predicted model, not a curated record.